Spirodela intermedia is the source of this 111-nucleotide messenger RNA. NCBI's taxonomy places the organism in Eukaryota, Viridiplantae, Streptophyta, Magnoliopsida, Alismatales, Araceae. The record is from the annotation of a GenBank genome assembly.
AUGGUGAAUAUUAAUUUAAUGUUAAUUAUUCAUUAUAAAUUUUGGGUUUUUGAUCACACACACUAUCUGCUUCAGUGGCAUUUUUAUUUAAUUAUUGAGAUUAAAUAUUGA